Sinocyclocheilus anshuiensis is the source of this 696-nucleotide messenger RNA. Its product is annotated as zinc finger protein 716-like. The record is from RefSeq and is a predicted model, not a curated record. Gene Ontology annotation, molecular function: RNA polymerase II transcription regulatory region sequence-specific DNA binding; DNA-binding transcription factor activity, RNA polymerase II-specific. Lineage: Eukaryota; Metazoa; Chordata; Actinopteri; Cypriniformes; Cyprinidae. Gene Ontology annotation, cellular component: nucleus. Gene Ontology annotation, biological process: regulation of transcription by RNA polymerase II. The annotation marks the transcript as partial. The transcript has a single exon.
AGGAUUCACACUGGAGAGAAACCUUACAAGUGUUCACACUGCGACAAGAGAUUCAGUCGGUCAGAAACCCUGAAAAGACAUGAGAAGAUCCACACUGGAGAGAAACCUUACAAAUGUUCACACUGUGACAAGAGAUUCAGUCGGUCAGGAACCCUGAAAACACAUGAGAGGAUCCACACUGGAGAGAAACCAUACAUAUGUGAUCAGUGCGAGAAGAGUUUCACAAUAAAAAAACACCUUACAGAGCAUAUGAGGGUUCAUACUGGAGAGAAGCCGUUCACUUGUGAUCAAUGUGGAAAUAGUUUCACACGAUCAUCAAACCUUAUGUAUCACAUGAACAUCCACACUAGAGAGAAGCUUUACGCAUGCGAUCAAUGCAACAAAACAUUUUUGAGAGCUUCAGUCCUGAAGAAUCACCUGAAAGUGCAUUCAAAGGAGAAGCCACAUUCAUGUCAUUUGUGUGGAAAGAGCUUUUCAUGUCUACAAAAUGUAAAAGUACAUCAGAAAAUACAUACUGGUGUGAGAGAGUACAUGUGCUUUGAGUGUGAAAAGACUUUUAUUUCAGCAAACUGUUUAAAACAGCACCAGAGGAUCCACACUGGAGAAAAACUUUACAAGUGUUCACACUGUGACAAGAGAUUCAGUCAGUCAGGAAGCCUGAAAACACAUGAGAGGAUUCACACUGGAGAGAAACCG